UAUAGUGGGGAUAAAGAUAUAUAAUCCCAUGCCAAUGUUCAACCGGUUGCAAAUGAUUUGUAAAAGUCAUACCAUCGUCAUCGUCAUCUUGCUGCUCUCAACAAUACAACAACAAAGAAAUAUUUAACAAGACAAUAUGGGUUUGUUGAUAAAUCAUUUGGGAAUAAUUGCUGGCAUCAUUGCUGUUGCCAGUGCUCAUUCUUAUCACAUGGGUUCAUGUCCAAUAGUUCAACCGAUGCAAAAUUUUCGGAUACAUGACUUUCUGGGUCACUGGUACGUGAUACAAAAAACAUCAACAGGUAGCAAAUGUAUUGGAUAUAAUUACACCCGAGGUGAUGAGCCUGGCCUGUAUACUAUUAAACAAGACUCCAAUCAUCUACUUCUAGGCUUGACUCCACUUAAACAUGAGUAUCGUUAUACUGGUGAACUUACUGUUCCUGAACCAAGUACACCAGCUCUUAUGACUGUUAAUUUUCCACUGAGCAUUGCUGGAUCAGCAUCACAUGUUGUUUUUGCAACAGAUUAUAAAACAUAUGCUGGUAUAUUUACAUGUCAAGGACUUAAAAUAGCACAUCGUCAAAGUGCCACAAUAUUAUCACGUAGUAAAGAACUUGAUCAAUCAGUAAUUGAUGAUUUACGUAGUAAGCUAAGUAAAUUUGGUGUUGAUCCAUUUGAACUUAGUAUUGUACCACAAACUGGAUGUCAAAAUGGUGAUGAUCCAGUUAAUAUUGAUAUUAAUCCUGGUACAUUUAGUGCUGAAAAUUUUGGUAAAUUAUUUAAAAAAGCUGGUGAAAAAAUUGGUGAUGGUGUUGAAUGGGUUGCCAGUGCUGGAAGUAAAGUUUAUCAUAAAAUAACUGGAAAAGAAGAAACAAAUAAAUCAACAACUAAUAAACCAAUUCCACGUGAAAAAAUUGAAACAAAUGAAGUUGAAUGGAUUCCUUAAAUUAUUUUUAAUAUAUUCUUUUUAUUUUUUAUUUUCCUCUUUUUAUUCAUACAAUGUAUUUUUUUUUUUUUUCUGACAUGUUUCUUUGACUGAGAAUUAUUUAAUGAUGAAAUACAUUGUCAUUAGCUCAUUUUUAUAUUUAAAAAAAAAAAAAAAAAUGCUAAAUUAUUGUAAUUGACUUGUUGCAUUUUUAUUGUGUAAAAUUAUUUUUUUUUUUAAAUAGAAUAAAAAAAAAAAAAACAAAACAAUUGAUG
Aphidius gifuensis is the source of this 1197-nucleotide messenger RNA. RefSeq names its product apolipoprotein D-like. Lineage: Eukaryota; Metazoa; Arthropoda; Insecta; Hymenoptera; Braconidae. The record is from RefSeq and is a predicted model, not a curated record. The transcript is spliced from 5 exons. Gene Ontology annotation, molecular function: pigment binding. The coding region runs from base 137 to 943 and encodes 268 amino acids.